AUGUCAGAGGCUGGCGGCGUAACGGGGAGCGUUGGCAAACCGGUUGAUCUGGGCAAAUCGAUUGAACAAAUACUGCCCCUGUUGGGCGAUGAGGUGGAGGCUGGAACGGUGGCAGAGGGUGGAUUUACGUGGCAUAUUGAAGACUGGUCUCAGUUGACUAAUGAUAAGUACAUUUCACCGAGAUUUAAGGUCGGUGACUACGAAUGGGAUGUCUUACUAUUCCCGCAGGGAAAUCAGAACAAAAGUUUAGCGGUUUAUUUGGAGCCCCAUGCUGAAGAGCGGAAGAAUGCUGAAACUGGAGAGCUGGAGUAUGUUGAUCCUGAUUGGUACUGUUGUGCCCAGUUCGCCAUUGUUCUUUCGAGACCGGAAGAAGAUAAUAAAGUGCAGUUAGCAAAUACCUCGCAUCACAGGUUCAACAGGAUUGACACUGACUGGGGGUUUGCUAACUUUAUUGACCUGACAUACCUGAAAUACCCAGCCAAGGGAAGGGUAUCUGGUUUGCUUAACAAGGGUAUGCUUAACAUCACGGUGUACGUUCGAAUCGUGGAGGAUACUACUGGGGUAUUAUGGCACAAUUUCAUCAAUUAUGACUCCAAGAAGGCCACUGGAUAUGUUGGGUUUCGAAACCAGGGCGCAACAUGCUAUUUAAACUCACUAUUGCAAUCCUACUUUUUUACCAAGUACUUCAGGAAACUGGUUUACCAAAUACCUACUGAGGGCAAAAACGACAAUGUGACAUUGGCUCUGCAGAGAGCGUUUUAUCAGCUGCAAGUGUCGAACCUUCCACUGGAUACCACGGAGCUGACAAAGUCCUUUGGCUGGGAUAAUGCAGAGGCUUUCACACAGCACGAUGUCCAGGAACUCAAUAGAAUAUUGAUGGACAGGUUGGAGACGAGGAUGAAAGGAACUGCCGUAGAGGGAGAACUGAACCACUUAUUCGUUGGUAAGAUGAAGAGCUAUAUCAGAUGUAUCAAUGUGGAUUAUCAAUCUGUCAGGACAGAGGAUUUCUGGGAUAUUCAACUGAACGUCAAAGACAUGAAGGAUCUUCAAACUUCUUUCCAGAACUAUAUUGAGGUAGAACUCAUGGAUGGGGAAAAUCAGUAUGCAGCUCAAGAUUAUGGGCUUCAGGAUGCUAGGAAAGGUGUAGUUUUUGAAUCAUUUCCACCUGUUUUGCACCUUCAAUUAAAAAGAUUUGAAUAUGACUUCAAUUAUGAUCAGCUAGUAAAAGUUAACGAUCGCUAUGAAUUCCCUGAUAAAAUUGAUUUAGCUCCCUAUAUGGAUUCCGAUGUUAUUAAGAAUAAACCGGGGCCUAGAAUAUACAAGUUGCACGGUGUUUUGGUGCAUACAGGGGACAUAUCUACGGGUCAUUACUAUGCUCUUAUAAAACCUGGUGUAGAAGAUGAAUGGUAUAGGUUUGAUGAUGAGAGAGUAUGGAAAGCAACCAGAAGGCAAGUGUUCGACGAGAACUUCGGUUUUGAUAGACUACCGGAUGAUAAGAUUCGCUGUAUGACGAGGGAACAGUAUCAAGACUACCUCAUUCAACGUCAUACUAAUGCGUAUAUGCUCGUUUACAUCGCAGAAGAUAAGGAAGAAGAAAUUUUGCAACCAGUGACCGAAGCUGAUGUUCCUGAAUCAAUUGUUGCCAGCGUCCAAGAAUUAAAUAGGGAGCGGGAACUCAGAGAGAAAGAGAUUCGUGAGGCGCACUUGUAUACAAGCAUUAGAAUCACCUCACUGAAGAACUUCAUUCAUUACCAAGGCUUUGACACGGCCCCGAACGUCAGGUCUACGCUCUACUCCCCCGAGCUAAACUCAGAUGAUACGCUGCCUAUUACAUUGAAAGUGUCUUGUAAGUCCUACAUGAAAGAUGUGUACAAGAACGUGAUUGAACAGCUCAACAUACCGCGGGGCAGAAAUGUCAGGCUAUGGAAAAUGGGUUACCGUAGAAACGGUACUCUACGAUUAGAAGAGCCUCUUCCCUCAGAUAUCGAAGAAAUGACCCUUGAAGAAACGUUUGGAGAUGAACAAACUGGUAAAGUACCUUCUUUGGAUAUAUUUGUCGAAGAGCCUUAUUUGGAACUAAGGUUCUUACAAACAUUGAAAAAGGCUGGUAAGCUUCCAUCUUCGGAAGUUGAUGAUAAGCUGAUUGACGCCCUAAGGAGCGAUGUGUCUUCUUUCAUUACCUCUGAUAAUGUCCCUACAAUAUUGGAUGACGAAAAUUACCAGGUGAUUUUUCUCAAGAAAUUCGACAUUAGUGAGCAGCGCUUGAACGGUUUUGGUUACUGUGUUGUAAAUCAGUUAGAUGAGAUCUCAACGUUGUCAAAAUUGGUGAGCGACUUUAUCGACUCUUCCGAGCCCGUGCAACUGUAUGAAGAGUUACAGCCUGGUUCUAUAGAUCUACUCUCCUUAAAGGACAAAUUUUUCACUGCUGAACUCUCAUCAGGAGAUAUACUUACUUUUCAAGAUCCUAAAUCAAAAGCGCCAGACACGUUCCCAGUUUACCACGACUUAAAAUCAUUCUACGAUUAUCUGAGACACAGGAUAAAGCUUAAGUUCAACAAAGCCGAAGAAUCUAGCGAGGAGUAUGUUCUUAAAAGCUCCACACCUGAUCAAUUUGAGUUCUGGAUUUCUGCUCACGCUACCUAUUCCGACGUUGCGAGAGUCGUAUCGCAAUUGACCGGUGUCCAACCUGAAUACUUGAAAAUAUUUGCAUUAUACUCAAAUGGAAAAUUUCCACUUAAAUCGGAUUCUUUGCUAAGUGACUACAUCAUCAGGGAUUAUAACUCAGAUUUGAAACCGGUCUUCGAGUACGAAGUCCUCUCGAUGCCUCUGAGAGAAUUGGAGCACUUGAGGUCGCUCAAGUUUUACUGGCUGAAGAACAGUUAUAUACACUAUCAGAGCUUUGAAUUCAAGGUGACCAACAACUGUACGGUGAAAGAGUUCCUGGAUAAAAUUCAAGCGAAGAUUGGCUUCUCCGAUGAUGACAAGGGGAAAAUACUUUUGUGGACUAACUAUAAUUUUCAAUUUCAGGGCAUUCUUUCCGAGAAUAGCACAUUGAAAAGCAUUGGCAAAUCAGUUUUAUUGUUCGGCAGAAUUCUUCCUGAGGAGCUGGCAUUGGUAAAACAGCUUGAUAGUUUGUCCAACACUGAGGAUGAGUCAAUGGAUGACGAUGAGGAAGACCUGGGUCUAACUGAAAGUAACCCCAAAGCCGUUUUACAGGGGUGUUUGAUAAUUGUGUCGCAAUAUUUCAAGGACAUUGAAAAUAGGCACGGAAUCUCUUUUCUAUUCAAGUUGAUACCCAACGAACCUUUUCCUCAGACAAGAGCUCGGUUACAUGAGAAGUUUGGGUUGGGCCAAAGAGAAUUCUCCAAGAUUAACUUAGCCAUAUCUUUCUCUACUCCUAGCGGAACAUCCUUCAGAUCUUUGCAAGGUUAUACAGAAGAGGAGCUCGACAGCCUUGUUUUGUUCAAUGUUAUGAGUAACCUGGAUUGUCUAUAUAUGGAUCAUCCCGAUAGAUUGAGAUCACAGAGCUCACAUGAUAGACCAAUGGUGAUAAAAAACUAG
This is a messenger RNA of Torulaspora globosa, 3561 nucleotides long. It is a transcript of the gene UBP15, whose product is annotated as ubiquitin-specific protease UBP15. Gene Ontology annotation, cellular component: cytosol; nucleus. Gene Ontology annotation, biological process: protein deubiquitination; regulation of protein stability. The record is from RefSeq and is a predicted model, not a curated record. The transcript has a single exon. Bases 1 to 3561 code for a protein of 1186 amino acids. NCBI's taxonomy places the organism in Eukaryota, Fungi, Ascomycota, Saccharomycetes, Saccharomycetales, Saccharomycetaceae. Gene Ontology annotation, molecular function: cysteine-type endopeptidase activity; cysteine-type deubiquitinase activity; protein binding.